Molecule: messenger RNA, 2678 nt
Organism: Bufo bufo (common toad)
Lineage: Eukaryota; Metazoa; Chordata; Amphibia; Anura; Bufonidae
Gene: RBM24
Product: RNA binding motif protein 24
Exons: 4
Coding region: 223-912 (229 amino acids)
Cellular component (GO): cytosol
Molecular function (GO): mRNA 3'-UTR binding
Source: RefSeq, a predicted model, not a curated record
CAGGGAGCGGGGUAGUCAGUGUGUAAGAGCAGGGCCGGCCGGCUGCAGACCCGUCACACAGCGGCAGCGAGCCCUGUACCGCCCGUCCAUCUACCUCCCAGCCGCACUGCUGCUCACAGCCGAGGGAGUCGCCACGGUAGGCGGCGGCGGGAUUUCUCGGUCACCUGUCCGCCGUGCAGGAGUUUCAGCGUCUCCUGAGAGCAGCGGCAUCCCCCCCACAAGAUGCACACUACCCAGAAAGAUACCACCUACACCAAGAUCUUCGUCGGAGGGCUGCCCUACCACACGACGGACUCCAGCCUCAGGAAGUACUUUGAGGUGUUCGGAGACAUAGAGGAGGCGGUGGUUAUCACGGACAGGCAGACCGGCAAGUCCAGAGGCUAUGGCUUUGUCACCAUGUCUGACAGAGCCGCAGCGGAAAGAGCCUGUAAAGACCCCAAUCCUAUCAUUGAUGGGAGGAAAGCCAAUGUGAAUCUCGCGUACCUGGGAGCCAAGCCCCGGAUCAUGCAGCCAGGUUUUGCAUUUGGGGUCCAGCAGAUUCACCCAGCACUUAUACAAAGGCCUUUUGGGAUUCCUGCACAUUAUGUAUACCCUCAUGCUUUUAUGCAGCCAGGAGUUGUAAUCCCACACGUCCAACCCACAACCGCCACUGCUGCUGCAUCUACAAGUCCAUACAUCGACUACACUGGAGCCGCCUACGCCCAAUACUCCGCUGCCGCCGCCGCUGCUGCUGCCGCCUAUGAUCAAUACCCAUAUGCAGCCUCACCAGCUGCCACCGGAUACAUCACUGCAGGUUACGGCUACGCAGUUCAGCCGCCGCUCACUGCUGCAGCCCCAGGAACUGCUGCAGCCGCUGCGGCGGCUUUUGGCCAGUACCAACCACAACAGCUGCAGGCUGACCGCAUGCAGUAGCACUUAGACUUUUGAAGAAGAUCUCAAUCAUAUCUAUCUAUAUUUUUCUUAUUUUCUGCCUUCCAGUUUCUAAGUGAGACCAUAUCAAAUUAGGCUAAGUGGCUUUAAGGAGAAACAAACUGCUUUUUGGACAGAGAAAAUGGUUGCAACUUCUUUUUGUAGUAGGCAUCCAAGUUGUAUUAGGAGAUCAUGGAAGGUGCGUUUCAGGCAUAUUCAGUAACUCCUUUUUGAUUAAGUUAAUAUUUUUUCCUUGAGAAAAUAAGUCAUGAUUCAUAUACUAUACAGAAUUUAUUUUUACAUCAGGGAAAGAAACUGCCUUUUACUAAUCUGAGAGAACUUUAUUUUUUUCUUUUCCUUCCUUUUACGAUGCGUUUAAUCCAGGGAAAUACCAAACAGCAAAAUGUAGCCUGUACAAAGUGAAAACGCUCAAAGCACAAGCUGACCUAUCGCGCUGUGCACGGGCGAGAGACCUGCGUUUCGCAUCGACGUGUUGGAGGCUCAAGGCCUACCGGUCACAUGACGGAUGGGCACCAAAGCGAUUUUCUCAACUGUCCUCUCUCUAUAAGUGGAACUAUGGAGCAAGCGAUGUGGAAUUAACGGCCACAACAGCUGUACAGACAAUCAAUACCACAGAGCGUUCUGGAGAGAACACAUCACUUGUGCUUAUCUGAUGAGCUUGUCACAUUCUAAUCCCUCUCCCCAUCCUGUUUCGCUUUUGGGAAACUCUUAACUGCUGGUGUCAGCUAUUCUGAUUCUGAAAUGGGAUCAGCCCCCUUUACCACCACCAGUCUUGUAUUUUAUGACACCUAUUCAUAGCUUGUGAAUGACAACAGGGAGAUACUUGCAGAGGUUAACCCUUUAAGACUUUUUUUUUUUUUUUUAUCGCAAAGAAGACACAUGGUCCCUUAUGGAUCGUAAGGGACCACUGAAAGUAUUUAAGUAAAAAAAAAAGUAUUUAUCAGUCGGUUUAUACAACUUUUUUUUUUUUUUUUUUUCCUUGGCGGUUCUUUAAGGGUUAACCACGACGACUUGUACUGUGCCUUAACUGUAAUGUUCAUUGAAAGAAGAAAGCGUAUUUAUUUAUUUUGAUAGUUUUACUAUGGCGCCCUCUAAAGAAGGGAACUUUAGGUGCGGCAGAGAAAUGAUGUAUUCAUCUCAUGGUAUAAAUUAUUUAAGUAAGUUUAGAUGUAGUAAAUAUUAAUCUAUUCAACUGAAAUGUUGACUUGGAUUUAUUUAAUUCUGAAUGUGCACUGUGUAAGACUAUCCCUACUUUAACACUUUAGGAUUUUACAUGACAAGUAGUAGACUUGCUCUUUUCUUUUUCCUCCCUUUCUUUAAAAUGAAGACCUCUUCAAGCAGUAUAUUAUACAUUUCAUUUGUAUGUAGAAGAUGGUCCUUUUUUUUUUUUUUUUCCCCUUCCCCCUUUUCCUCUUUACUAGAAGAAAAAGUGCUGCUUUAUAUGAAGACUUGUAAAACUGCAAUACUUGGCAAUUUUUAUUCUCAACUUAAACAUGGAUAUUUUACACUGUAAUGGGUUUUUAUACUUGAACAAUUUCAUACAAGGGAAGAAAAGACAGCAUCAUUUUUAUGGACAUUUGUCUAAAUGUCACUGGAUUUCUUUUUAGGUAUUCAGAAUACUCGCCAGUGUUACGUAAUUGUAGACAAGAAUCUUCAAGCAUUAUUAUUUAUUCAUUGUUACUUUAUAACAGUUAAGACCUAUUAAUUUCACUUGUAUUAAAUACAAUAAAAAUAUCUUAUUGCAUUGU